AUGUACCUAGUCUACGAGUACCUGGAGAAGGGUAAUCUGCAGAAGGCGGUCUACGGGGAGGAAGGCGGCGCCGCCGAGAAGUUCGACUGGGCAGCAAGGGUCCGAGUGGUCCGGGGGGUGGCCCACGCCCUCUCCUAUCUCCACCACGACCACUCCCCCCCCAUCGCCCACCGCGACGUCAAGACCAGCAACAUCCUUCUGGAAACCGACUUCGAACCCCGGCUGUCCGACUUCGGGACCGCCAAGCUCCUCCUCGCCGAUUCCUCCAACUGGACCGGCAUCGCCGGCUCCUACGGCUACAUGGCUCCAGGUAAGACAAGAGACAGCCGCCGUCCCCACACAUAUCUUCCUCUGUAAGCCCUGCGAUCGUCUCGUUCGGCGUUGACCAACCCUCACUCCCCGGGUGGUUGCCAUGCAGAGCUAGCAUUCACGAUGAAGGUGACAGAGAAGUGCGACGUGUACAGCUUCGGGGUGGUGGCGCUUGAAGUCAUGCUGGGAAAGCACCCGGCGGACUUGAUCGCCUUCCUGUCCUCUGGUGGUGGGGCGCUGCUGUUGAAGGACGUCCUCGACCAGCGCCUGGCACGUCCGACAGGGCAGCUGGCGAAGGAGGUUGUGUUCGUGGUCAAUAUGGCCCUGGCCUGCACCAACAAGGACCCGGCGGCCCGCCCCACCAUGAGGUUCGUGGCUAAUGAGAUCUCCGCCCGAACCCAAGCUCACCUCUCCGAGCCGUUCCCCGCCCUUACCGUCGGCGAUGCCGCCGAGUUUGAGAAGUAG
Spirodela intermedia is the source of this 774-nucleotide messenger RNA. NCBI's taxonomy places the organism in Eukaryota, Viridiplantae, Streptophyta, Magnoliopsida, Alismatales, Araceae. The record is from the annotation of a GenBank genome assembly.